CGAUUGAGCACUCUCGCCCAGCGGACCCCGCGCCUGUCUCGACGACUACGACGAGGAGAAUCAGCUGCAAAGUCCCAGCGGAAACCGACGAUCUAAGCACGCAACGGGAGCCCGAAAUGGCUGCGGCGUUUCCCAACGUGUAUGCCCAUCGAAAAGUCGCAGAGGCGUCGGCCAGGGCAUGCGACAUUUGCUACAAGCCAAGCACAUCGGUGCUCAUCACGCCUGAUAAAAAGGACUUCUUCUACGUGUGUCCAGUACAUCUAAAGGACAAAAACUUUGCCCUUCCUAAGAUCGACGAGGAGGCCGUCAAGGCUAAGCGGGAGAAAGAAUUGGCCGAGGAGACGGAGAAGCUGAAGAAGGAGUACGAAGAGAGGCAGCGCAAGAAGAAAGACAAGGAGGCGAAGAAGAAAGAAGACAAGGACAAAGACAAAGGUAGCAAAGACGACAAGGACAAGGACAAGGACAAAGAGAAGACCAAGGACGACAAGAGCACGGACGACGUCGCCGAGGAGAAAGAUUCUGGCCCAUCAACGCCGCAAGAAGAGGAGCCACGAGUGUUUGAGCUCAAGAGCGCAUUUUACCAACAACGCCUGCUCAAGAAACGGCAGGCUGGGGCAGCAAAGAGAGAUCGCGAGCGAGCAUCCCAGCCAGGAUACUUUCCAUCAGUUCCGACAGGCUUGCCUGGCAAGUGAGCUGAGGUCGCUCUCAUGCGAUGGCUGCCCAAGAACAUGCAGGGGGGAGUAAUUCUCAUAUAUAUCACGGACAUGAGGCGGCGCAUUCCUAAACACCUUUCUACUCAUCCAGCGAAUUAGUAUUCGACACGAUCCCAAGUUGGGCGGCCGCAACGUCAAUACCCAUUAUGCUCGACAAGCAGCUCCUCUUGGUGCGGCUGAGGAUGCUUCAACUACAAAGCUUGGGUGGUCGAUACCCGAUCUCACUUGCAGAAUUAUCUGCCGUGUCACGGGGCGACGACUGCGGAACCAGGCUUGCGCAUUUAAGGGUUUGCAACCACGCCGCAUCUCGCGUGCUGCAACAGCACAGCCGAACCGUUUGUCACCCUGCAUUGCGAGCGACAGAUUGUCCUAUGCAAGUAGCCACCGGGCUGCAAUGUUUCUGCGCGACUUUUUGGGGUCCUGUAGCCCCCAAACACCCAGGCCGCUUGACAGACAGGGACAGACAGCGGCUGGCUUGGCUUGCAUCUUGAAUGCAGCACCGGUGGCUGUAUGACGCUAUUCUAAGACGAAAGCAAGGUGUCACGUCCCACCAGGCACGCCUCUAUUGCGGCCGAUGAAGAGUGACGAGGAUGGGGGCGCUGGCCAUCGUCCCUGUGAAGACUAGCGCCUCUCUCGCUCUCGCCCUGCUGCAGGGCACCUCUGGUCACCUCCUCUCUCGGCUCCGGCAGGCAAACACCGAUUUCAAAGCUUUAUGCCUGCCGUUGGCAAUGAUGUGGCUUUUGGUCUGUGUCGAUAGCGGCUAACACGCGGGCGUCUUGUUUUGAAGAAACAAUGUCUUGCAAGGCCUCACAACCGACCACAUAUCUUGUGACUGCUCGUGCUCACACUUGCUCUAAAUGGCGCAUCACUCAUGUACCUUUCGUGCCUCAGGCCAUGGCCACAUCGUUCCGUUUGACAUCCCAUUUGCCUUCGUACGCACUGAUAGAUGACAUCAUGGAGUUGUGCAGGAAGCGAACCGAGGUUAGAGAGCCGGGCCGCAUUUUGCUGCCCAACGCAAGGAAACCGACUGACCCGACACGGCAUCCUCGCACAGCAUCGCCAAGUAUCCUCACAAGACACAGCAAAGGCUUUGCCAAUGUCUCUGAGUCUUUCAGUCUCUUACACGUGGAGACUUAACGGCCCCGGAAGGCAUGACGCCGCUCCCCCGGACUGAACGAUGUCGGCGUCCCCGUGCUCGUGGAUAUUUUCCUCACAGCCGCAUUCUAUUUGUGGGGAUGCACAGCGUAGGGCCGUUAGGAAAAGAAGUCGCCGAAGCAUUCCGGUCCAUGCAUGCCAAGCGCUGCAUCUGCCUCUUCGGGGCAUAGCACUGGGUGUGUUGCGGAUUUUGGAAACAGCAGCAGAGCUGGAUGUACAGGUACAAACGAUGGCACAACGAGCCAAGCGAGCGGGCCG
Molecule: messenger RNA, 2126 nt
Organism: Purpureocillium takamizusanense
Lineage: Eukaryota; Fungi; Ascomycota; Sordariomycetes; Hypocreales; Ophiocordycipitaceae
Exons: 4
Coding region: 117-692 (191 amino acids)
Biological process (GO): vacuolar transport
Cellular component (GO): endosome
Source: RefSeq, a predicted model, not a curated record